CUAGAUCAAAACCUUUGACAAUCAACAUUGUAAUAUAUAAUUAUUUUCAUUUUAUGCAUUACGAUUUAUGAAUUCAGUAAGUCAUUGUCUCCCUUAGUUUUUUUGAGUCAGAGUUUCAUCUGCUACGUGUUACGUUAUUUUAAACCCAUUAUGAGUUAUUCACCGUCAACGCAGCCUAAUGUCACCAAACCAGAUUGGCUGAGUCGUAUCGAAAACAUGAAAGUCAACCGAAAAGACAUGAACAAAUUGAUUAUGAACUAUUUGGUUUGUGAAGGAUUCAAAGAAGCGGCUGAAAAAUUUGAACAAGAAGCAGGAAUAAGUUCUCCGCUCAAAUUAAACACUUGGGGUAAUCGGAUUAAAGUUAUUGAGGCUGUUCAAUCUGGUAAAAUGCAAGAAGCCAUUACACUUAUUAACCAAUUAUAUCCUGGACUGUUAGAUGAUGAUCGUGAUUUAUACUUUCAUUUACAGCAAUUGCAUUUAAUUGAAUUAAUCAAAGAAGAUAAUAUUGAGGAAGCACUUGUAUUUGCCCAAGCUAAACUAUCAGAAGUAGGAGAAGGAAAUCCCGCUAUACUUACAGAAUUGGAAAGAACACUUGCCUUAUUAGCAUUUGAAGAACCGCAGAAAAGUCCAUUUGCUGACCUUCUUCAGACCACACACCGAGAAAAAGUAUCUAGUGAGCUGAAUGCAGCUAUUUUAAGGUUUCACAAUCAACCUACAAUUACACCUAAACUUUAUAACCUUAUGAAGUUAAUAAUGUGGGCCCAAGAUGAGCUAGAUAGAAAAAAAGUUAAAUUCCCGCAUAUGACUGACUUUGGAUCAGCUACUUUGGAACCCCCUAAAUGACGUAUAGUUAAUGAGUACGACGACGUAUGUUGUGACUCUUUUUGGCUGUUUGAUCAUAAAGAUUAAAUUAUAAGUUUUUUUUUUAUAUAAAUAUUCAUUAUUCAUAACUACUUCCUAAUAUUCUUAUAUAGAUCAGUUAGAUACAAUCCAUUACUAAACAAUAAUGAAGAAAAACAUUUAAUUUUAAUUUUAUCUCAUUGAUUAUAUUAGCUUAUGAAGUAUUAUGAUGUUUCUAUUAGGUAAUUAAAAUAU
This is a messenger RNA of Sipha flava (yellow sugarcane aphid), 1095 nucleotides long. RefSeq names its product glucose-induced degradation protein 8 homolog. Gene Ontology annotation, biological process: proteasome-mediated ubiquitin-dependent protein catabolic process. The coding region runs from base 151 to 843 and encodes 230 amino acids. The transcript has 4 exons. Gene Ontology annotation, cellular component: nucleus; cytoplasm. Lineage: Eukaryota; Metazoa; Arthropoda; Insecta; Hemiptera; Aphididae. Gene Ontology annotation, molecular function: protein binding. The record is from RefSeq and is a predicted model, not a curated record.